AUGGCUGCUCAUGGAAGCAAGAGUCUAGAGAAUCUUCAAGAAGUAGGUGAAGUUGAUGCAAAGGAUUUGAAUGAGGAAAGACGAAAUUGUUGCUGCAGAUUAGUGAUGAAGAUGUCAAGGGUGAAGACAAUUCAGAAGAUUGAGGAUGAAGAAUCAACUCAAAGAAUUGAGAGUGAAAGCCAAGAAUCUUUAGAGAAUUUCAGAGGGAGUUUAUGUAGAAUGAACCAAACCACCCAAACCGCACUUCUCGCCGUUCAAAUCCCAACACUAUCGUCACUUCCUCAACCCCGGGCAACACCAACAACCGAAGAACAAGAAUCAGGGUCAAUGAAACAAGGCCAAAACUUGAUCAAGAUUACGAUGAAGCUCUCAUUAGGUCAUUCAAAUCAGCUAAGUACAAUCGAGCUCUCCGCUUUCUUAAGCGCAUGGUUGACAGGGGUUUUAAACCUGAUGCCAUUCUCUGCCAUUCUCUUCAUCAUCUUCCUCUCCAUCUUUGAUAUUUCACUUUGUGGGGAUCGAGAUAAACCUGCUCUAAUAACUUACCCAGAUGUGGCUCUCAAUUAUGUGUCUUGUUUUCAGGGUCUGUUGUUUUGUCCAGAAGCAGCUUCUUUGAUGCUUCGUAACUUCUGUAUUUAUCACAUUGAUGCUCCAGGGCAUGAGUUGGGAGCUGAUGUGAUUUCUUCGGAUGAACCUUUGCUUUGUGUGGAUGACCUAGCUGAUCAGGUUGCAGAAGUGCUUGAUUUUUUCGGGCUAAGAGAGGUUAUGUGCAUGGGUGUAACAGCCGGUGCUUACAUCCUCACACUAUUUGCUAUGAAAUACAAAGAACGAGUGCUUGGAUUGAUUCUUGUUUCACCGAUUUGUAAAGGACCUUCAUGGACUGAAUGGAUUUACAACAAGGUCUUGAUGAACUUAUUGUACUUCUAUGGUAUGUGCGGUUUACUGAAGGAAUGCCUCCUGCAACGUUACUUCAGUAAGGAGCUUAGAUGCAGUAUUGAGGGAUCAGAAUCAGAAGUAAUACUAACUUGCCGAAGACUUCUGGAUGAAAGGCAAAGUUUAAAUGUCAUGCGUUUUCUUCAAGCAGUUAAUGCAAGGCGCGACCUCAGUGAGGGACUAAAGAACUUGCAAUGCAAGACACUUAUAUUUGCAGGAGAGAGUAGUCCAUUCCAUGCCGAGUCUAUUCACAUGAGUACAAAAAUGGACAGCAAAAUCUGUGCACUUGUUGAGGUUGAGGCUUGUGGCUCACUAGUAACAGAAGAACACCCAAACUCCAUGAUAGUACCAAUUGAGUGUUUCUUAAUGGGUUUUGGCUUCCACAGACAACCACAUUUUGCUUCCUCAUCAAGCAACGGUUCAAGUCCAGCAAGCCCCUCUAAUCAUUCAAUCAUGUCACCAGAACUCCUCUCUCAAGAAAGUUUAGGAAUUAAGCUAAAGCCUAUCAGAACCCGUGUUCAUGUUGAAACCUGA
This is a messenger RNA of Vicia faba (fava bean), 1464 nucleotides long. The record is from the annotation of a GenBank genome assembly. Lineage: Eukaryota; Viridiplantae; Streptophyta; Magnoliopsida; Fabales; Fabaceae.